Rotaria sordida is the source of this 888-nucleotide messenger RNA. Lineage: Eukaryota; Metazoa; Rotifera; Eurotatoria; Philodinida; Philodinidae. The record is from the annotation of a GenBank genome assembly.
AUGGAAUGUAAGCCUGAUAAUUGUCCAGAUGAUGAAACACUCGAUUUAGAAAGUGAUGGCUAUCAGUACAUUCAUGGUGAAUAUCCAUUAAUUUCUACCUUAUAUCGAGAAUGGUGGUUCUUUGCUUUAUAUGAUCUAUUAGUAGAUAUUGGGUUUUGUAUAGGGUAUGGUGUUUCAGAUCCAUCAAAAGCUUUUGCAAAUAAUACUGGUCAAGAUCCGAUAAAUAUUCUAGAUUCAUAUGGUUUUGAACAAUUUUUGGCAUAUAAAGAAAAUGCAACUGUCUCCAUUGGUAACGGAAAUAUCAUUAAGGUCUUAGAUCAAGAAACGUAUCAAGUUGUCGGUAGAAGUAGGAAUGGCCAAUUACGCUGGCAAUUAAUCUUUCAACAAAAGUCUUAUGCUUGCAGACAAAAAGAAGAAAUACCACAAUUAUUAGAACUAGAUUGGAUAUCUUAUAUGCCAAGUGCUCGUGUUUCUGGAUCAAUCCAAUAUAAUAAUCAAAGUUUUUCAAUUGAUACUACUGCUUAUCACGAUCAUAAUUAUGGAGCUUGGGCAACAAACCUGUUUAAUUGGAUUUGGGCACAAUUUCAUCGUAUAGAUGAAGAAUUUUCAUUAGUUUUCGGUAGUUAUCAUGUACCUACGACUGAAGGUACUUAUAUUGGAUACGUAUUUAUUCGUUGGAGAGGUCAACGAAUUAAAAUUGGAACAUUGUGUGGAGAUCAAUUCCAUUUGAAACCAUUAGAGUGGCAAAUUGUUGAUGGUAGAAAGUAUUCUAUUCAUACCAAGGUUGAAGCAUUUAGUCAGCGAUACAAAGUCAAUAUCGAAUACAAAGCAAGAGUGAGUAAUGAUAAUCCAGGCGGUCGUGGUUUAGGAUUAAAAGUUUUUGAAUAA